This is a messenger RNA of Beauveria bassiana ARSEF 2860, 1086 nucleotides long. Its product is annotated as ATP11 protein. Lineage: Eukaryota; Fungi; Ascomycota; Sordariomycetes; Hypocreales; Cordycipitaceae. The transcript has a single exon. Gene Ontology annotation, cellular component: mitochondrion. The coding region runs from base 1 to 1086 and encodes 361 amino acids. The record is from RefSeq and is a predicted model, not a curated record. Gene Ontology annotation, biological process: mitochondrial proton-transporting ATP synthase complex assembly.
AUGGCCAUGGCCUCCUCCGCUCGCGGCCCCGUUUGCCGCCAUCUCACAACCGCCGCCGCCGCCGCCUCGCUGCGUACCUCGUCGUCGUCGUUGUCACGGCAUCAUCGGCUGCUGCCGGUCCAGCGUCGGUGGGCUCAGGUCCAUGACGUGCGCUUCCUCACCACCCACAACGCGGUGCCUCGGGCCGUGCUCGACAAGUAUCGCGAUAAGCUCGACAACAAGGCCAAGAGCGAGGGCCACGCGUCCAUUGACGACCUCCGCGCCGCCUACGCCGACCAGAUUCUCGCCCAGCGCAAAAAGGGCGCCAUCGACCCGGCCAUUGACCAAUUCAUACCCCAGGCACCCGACACUCCAGUCGCCCAGCCCAACCGCGGCGACCUCCCGACGACGAAGACGACAACGACGAACCCCGAUGAACACGCCCGGCAAGAAAAGCAACGCGCCGCCGCCGCCGAGGCCGCGCGCAAAACGGCCGCCUCGGGCGAGAAGCCCGCCGUCAAGACGCUCGAUGAGAUCCUCGACCUCGACAAGGUGCGCGCGCUGCCAGAAAAAGAAAUCACCGCCAUCUGGCGCCUGCGCCACGCCGCCUCGCCCUCGCGACUCUCCGCCGUCAUCCCCGCCCCGACCUACGCCGCCAUGGAGGCGCUCGCGCGCCGCGCGCCGCAGUUCGUCCUGCCCGUCCCGCACGAGACCCAGGGCGCCGAGAUGCAUUUCCUGCAGUGGGUGUUUGACCCGGCCUCGCGCACCAGCACCGUCCUCUUCACCCAGCUCGCCGAGUACAAGACGCGCGGCGAGUUUGCCCAGCCGCACACCACAAUCACCCACCACCUCGACCUCGCCGACGACAAGGGGCUCGUUCUCAUGCAGGGCCACGUCGUGGACAACCGCGGCGUCAAGCCCGAGCACGCAAAGUGGCUCGCCGUCUGCCUCCAGCGCUUCUACGGCGCCUGGGAGGCCGGCGUCGAGCUGCAAGGCGAGCGCAAGGAGCGCGCAGAGGCUCGCAAGCAGCUGCUCGAGUGGUUUGCCGCCGGCGACGCACGCUUUAGUGUCGAGAAGUUGCUCGAGGAGGCUGAGCGCAUGGGCUGA